Messenger RNA from Bursaphelenchus xylophilus (pine wood nematode), 3692 nucleotides. The record is from the annotation of a GenBank genome assembly. NCBI's taxonomy places the organism in Eukaryota, Metazoa, Nematoda, Chromadorea, Rhabditida, Aphelenchoididae.
AUGUCCGAAGGCUUGGUGAAGAAUGAGCUGCCGGAUUCGAAUCCACCGACCACGAGCACCAGCCCCAACUACGAGCUGAAGCCGGCCGGACGGCCCAAUCCGGACAAUAACAACUGCAUUUACGCGAACCAACAGUUCGAAACAAACUACAUUGUGAUGAACGACCAAGAGCCCUCCUCGUUAUCAGCCUACUUGUCAACAACGUUCAAUCUGCUGGAGAGCGACCCAUCGCAGAAUUCGUGGUAUGGUAGAACUGUUUUUUAUCGGGGUGUUGAUUGACCGCUUCGAAAAGUUUUCUCCUUGGUUGUAAGGCCAGUUGCAUUCUUCGAAGGUUGUCAAGGUCGGCAUUCCUUUACCGGUUACUAUUGAGGUUCCGGUUGUAAGAUUCAAAACAACGCGUGUUACAAUAAUCAUUACACUCUCCACAGUAGUAAUUUUGGUUUCGUAAUGGUCAUCGCAUAAAACACAAAAGUCGCCAAAUUGGAAUCAUAAAUGGCUCUUUAUGCUACAGCAUAAAAAGUAUUACUUUAUGGUGUAUAAAACAACCUACCCUCAUAUUAAUCUUCCACGAAUCUCGUUGCAGUUUCAGGAGUAAUCAAGAACAGAAAGCCGUUUACUACGAUCGGAGUCAGACGUAUUACCAGCAACCGGUUCAGAUGAACGGCUACCCACAGUAUAUGAUGGUGGAUCGAGAGGCAAUGAGUAACCGGUGCCAGGACUACAAUUACGAAGUGGGUUGGCUUUUGCUACCUUUAUUUCUGCAUAUCAUAUGAUCUGAAAUCCCAUUUCCAAACUUUGUCCGAAAUUGAAAUGUGUCAUUUUGUUCCCGAGUUUUUGCGAUAUAUUUUUCUACAGUAUUCCAAAUCUAAAAGUGUUUUUUAUUUUUUGCUUCAAACAGUAUAAAUUGGGCAUACCAUUCCCCAGUUAAUUGGAAAUGACACUUGAUUAUAUUACACUCAAAGUUGUUCAUGUUACUUAUUUUCAGCCCGCAGAAAAGCGUCAACGGUUUCCGUCGACCGUCCGACAAUGCCAACAAGAGUAUACUGAUAAUUUCCGCCGUUUCAUCAACAUUCCAUCGACCUCGACUGGUCCUAGUUCAGCGCCAGCGACGAAUAACAGCGAAGAUUCGGGUGUUCAAUCACCCGACGGAAGCGAGGAUUCCGAUGGUUCCGUUUCUGGAGGAGGCACAGUAAUGUGUCCCGCUUGUAAAAAUGUCUAUAACAGUCCACGGUGAGUGAUACUUUACCGUCGUAUAAUACCUAAUAUUACGUCGAACAUGGCAGGGGCAUAUUUUAAAAACCCUUCUACUUGAAAAGAAUUUUUUUUUGAUUUACAAUGUUUUGGUGUUUUUGGGCAAACAAAAAGAUAUUUCGUAAGAUCUCUCCAACUGUUUUUUAAUUGAUAACGGAGGAAAAUUCUAGCGGUUUUGGAAUUGUAAUCCUAAAAUCCAAAAAUUUUGCCGCAUUCGCACGUCAAAGAAAACCAAACUUGCCAACAUGUGGUCAUAAUUGCAUAUUGUUUCAUGCCAUUGCUCUUUUCCAGGUCUCUGACGGGUCACAUCGGUCGAACGGAGAAGUGUCGGGAAGCGAUUGGGCGCGAUUAUCUGGAAGACAUCAUGAAGCGCGGGGAUUCCGUCUGUAUACCGGAUGCAACGGCACCCGGCGAAGGGAUUAGCCCGGUUUGCCCGCAUUGUAACCGCUUCAUUUCGCAUUACAAGGUGAGCAUGCAGCUUUAUUGUUUUUCUAGCAUUACUAUCUUCCUUUUUCGGUAUAAGAAGGCAAAAAUCAAAAAAGUUUAGGAUGCCUUAAGAAAUCUGCCACUUCUUGAAAGCCUAAUUUCCUUGUUUCCAUUCCAGUGCCACUUAUGUAUUAUUACAUGUAAGAGGGCUACGGUAGAUAUAAUUGUAUAUUUUGUAGCCAAGAUCCCUAUUUAAAGUUUACUGUCUUCUGGGCGCGGCUUUGUCGAAUUGGGUUGGGAAAUAGGCCAUAAGUUUGGAGCCAUUUCAUUAGCCCACAAAUUUUGACACACUCAAAUCUCACUCUCGUUUGUACCUACUGUAAAUCAUAGCUUUUCGGGGUGUUUUUAUUGUUUAUUGUAACAGGGCGUUGUAAACAGCUGCAGCGCCCAAUACUUCUUGCUUUUAUAUACAUGGUUUUGCGGGUUCCAUUCUUUUUUUUGUAAUGGUCAAGGUCAGGGCAGCGGUCUUUCGUUGAUUUACGAGCCCGUCAACGAGCAUCCGCCAAACUGACGGGGGUUGCGUGCUGCUUUAAUCCUCUUUUAGUUGGUUGAUUACCCUCGUAGGAAACGUGUUGUAUUUUGGAAUUUUUGUAGAGUUUUAUUAGCUUGAUUUUUUGACAUUUUUUUAAUUACAAUUGUGGAUUGUCCCUUUUAAAUCCGCCUUCUUCUUCAGUUCUCCAAAUAUUUUGGUCCCAAAAUCUUCCUGACUUUUUCAGAACGGGGUUUUUAGUCGAGAAAAUCUUUCAUUUUGACACCUAUGCCUCGAAAAACAAUUAUUCAUUACGAUUAUCUCUCAGAAACUGUAUUAAUUCCCCUCCCAUCCAAACUUGACUGCUUUUCUUCAGGGAAACAUUCGCCGCCACGUGAACUCCUGCAAGCGGACGAGCCCCCGGAAGGAAUCCAAUGCCUCCGAGACCAUGACCCCCUUCGGCUACAGCGGCAUCUCAUCGUCGUCGGGCUCCACGGCGUCGUCGUUCGAUCUCGCAACCCCGUCCGCCUCCACCACCUCCAACCCAUCCGCAAUGUCGUUGGAGGAUCAGGCGCCCUGCUCCUCAGCUGCCUCCACCACCUCCACGUCGACGGUAGUCCCCAAGCCCGACCUCAUGCUCCAGCCCCCCACACAUCACUAUGCACCUCAACAGCCGCCCACGUACCAUAUGGGCGGUUACAUGCAUCCCGAGGAUCCGGUGGUGCAUCAGAUGCAAAUGCCUCCUCAGCACCUACCUCAUGGCUAUGUCGACUAUAUGCCUUAUGAUAUGCCCAUUCCCAUGCAUCAGCAGAUGUACCAGCCUGUUUAUGGGCAGAUGGACAUGGUCCCACCUCAACAGAUGGCUCCAUUGCAGCAAGAACAGCCAGCUCCAACGAAAUCUCGACCUCCCAAGCAUAAUGGAAUGGUCACUCCGGACGAUCCAUAUGUUUGCUCAUGGUGCACAUUUACAACUGUCUACAAGGGCAACAUGAAACGACAUCUGAUCAGCUGUCAUAACUGCAAUGACGAGUUGUUGAGGAAGUAUAAUUUUGAGCUCGAGAGGUUACGAAAGAGUGCGGCAUGCAGAGCCGGGCCGGAUUCUCUGCCGUUUAUCGAGAUACGACCGGCACAACCUCCAGGCACACGACGACCAAGGAAUGCCAACUCGAAUAGCAAAAACAUGGGAAGGCCGAAGAAGGACAAGGAGAUUAAGAGGGAGCAGGUGAUGAUGGAUCAACCCAAAAUGAUGCAUGAACAGGGCAUGGGUUACGUGGACGGGAAUGGGAUUCAGUACUCGGUGGUGCCGCCUCCACAAACCAUGGAUUCGUACGAAAUGUCAAUGCAAUUUAUGAAUCAGCCGGCGCAAGUUUUGUCAGCUCCUAAUGCAAGUUACGGGCUGAUCAAAGAUUGCGGAAAUGACAGCGGAUUGGGAAUUCAAGACGAGUUUGGUGAAGUGAAUCAGCCGCCUCCAUUGCCCGGGUACUAA